CGAAUAAAUAUGAAUGAAAAUUGAGCGACUGCGUGAUCACUCGCCUUCUCCUAUCUCUGCUUCUGCAACUUCCGCUGCCUUGUUGUAUUGUAAUUUGUAAACCUGAGGCCAAUACUCUUUUCGCUUCUCUUCUAUACUCCCAUCUAUCUGCAUAAUUAAAAUGGACGGAGUGGUGGGGCUCAGAUUCCGUCCAACUGAAGAAGAAAUCAUCACGUAUUAUCUUGAACUAAAGAUGAGCGGCCAUCAAUUCCCUUUCGAUGCAGUUACAGAAGUGGAUAUCCGUAAUUACAAUCCUUGGGAAUUGCCUGAGCAAUCGAUAAUGCGAGAUGAUCAAGUGUGGUACUUCUUCAGUGCACCAUCCAAAAAGUAUGCCAACAGUAAUCGAGCAGACAGAGCAACUAGAGACGGAACUGGAUCCUGGAAAAUUACUGCUAAGGAUCGUGAGGUGAAGAACAAAAGAACUGGAGAGGCAAUCGGUAUAAGAAAGACUCUGGUUUUCUACAAAGGUCGUAAUCCUGGUGCAAUUAGAACCUGCUGGGGGAUGCAUGAAUAUCAUUCCAACAACGCCGCUUUUUAUCAGAAGGAAUUUGUUUUUUGUCGUCUAAAAUUCAAAUUCCAUGACAAGUCGGCUGCUUUGCCAGAUGAAGCAAUCCAUUUCUGGCCUUUAAAAGAUUGGUAUAUUGCAGCACAAAGCAUUGGCGCACCAGUAAACCGUGAGCUACCAAUGGAAAUAGAUGUGUUUGAUUCUAUUGAUGAACUAGAUGAAAGCGACUUCCUUUUUUUGCAAACAGUUCUGCACCCGGAACAAAGUUCUUCGCCAUCCGAUGGAUCAAAUAACGAAGUUAAUAUCCGGAGUUCUCAAUUAGAAGACAUGAAUGAGCAGGAUAAUGCCUUUGUGAAUUCGCUAUUUUUGUCUGAUGAUGACCAAUUCUAUGAAGAAACUACUCACAGCCGUCCUCAUGCCUUGAACCCAACAAAAGCAGUGAGUAAAGUGUAUCUUGGGGAUAGCAGUGACAGUGACACCGAAACACUGCAACCACAGUAUGUGGAUGCUGAUUUGAACGAAUACCGGCUGAUGCAAAGGGUUCGAGCUCCUACUGAAACUCCUUCUUCAGUCAACCUUCACCGAUAUCAGAAGGGAGAAAAUGUUUUGUUUUAUGAUGAGAUGUCGGUGUCAACUGCAAAAUCAAGGACAGAUACGCCGAGGAGAGUCAAUUUGGUCAGUAGUGCGGCACCUACUAUCAUCAGAGAUAGCAAAGCUCAAUCUCAACCAAAAUCCCACGACUUCGUUGAAAAGAAAAGUGUAAUUGCUCCUAAAAUACUCCAAGUAGAUGAUAAAGGUUCGCGCACAGCCACAAGAGCCCACAGAGACAGGGCGAGAGAAGUUAAAGAACCUGCUAUUAAUCUGCCCCAAAAAGGAAACCCUGCUGUGAAACUGCAGAAAGAACAGAAAACGGCGGAAACAACCAACGGAAAACCAAAUUCGAAGUCAGGAUCCACCACGUCUGAUGGCAGCAUUACAAAGGGCUUCUUUAAGUUCGUGGAGACUUCUCCAGGAAAACGUGAACAAAUCCCGCCAUCGAUAUACAUUAGGAAUGUAGUCGUAGGUGUAGUUUUGUCGGCAUUCUUUUUUUAUGAGAUGGUAUCUCUUCAUUAAGCUUGCCUUACUCAGCGAGUCUACCCUUACCUUUCACGAAUAGCCUACACAAGUUCCUACAUGGGUUUAAUCCGAAACCGCGGAUCUCCCUCUCAUCAUAUAAUGAAUGUAACUUUUUUUUCCCCUUUUUAUAGAGUUUAUCUUAUGUGUGUGCUUCAAGUCUUAAUAUAACGGUGUUAUGAGGGUAUAAAAAUAUUCAGAAUCUUAGUAAUAAAACCCACACUUGGUGAGUUUUAAGA
This is a messenger RNA of Mangifera indica (mango), 1896 nucleotides long. RefSeq names its product NAC domain containing protein 52-like. Gene Ontology annotation, biological process: regulation of DNA-templated transcription. Gene Ontology annotation, molecular function: DNA binding. Lineage: Eukaryota; Viridiplantae; Streptophyta; Magnoliopsida; Sapindales; Anacardiaceae. The record is from RefSeq and is a predicted model, not a curated record. The transcript has 6 exons. The coding region runs from base 161 to 1657 and encodes 498 amino acids.